AUGGAGCCGGCCGUCACUUCACAGGGAUCCACUAAUAAUGGAUUCCGCGUGGAAAAAGGACGGCGGAAUGCGAACGAGUACCUAAACAUUGACCCGUCGUCCGCGUUUAUUUCCGGGUCCUCCGGGAUUGAUGACGGAUUCCCGGACAACUUUCUCGAGACGAUCAGCCCCCAGCAGGUGAUUCCUAGCUUCUUGCAGGCAACGGCACCGCUUCCGGCGAUGCUCCACGGCGACACAGCGACUUCAAGCCCUCAACUGGCGCCACUCGCUCCGAUGACGAUCGGUACCGAUCAAAGCUUUCGCGACGGCCCAGCCGGUCUGCUCUCCCCGCUACAUAUGGAUGGGCGGCGACACUCUGUCGGCGCCAAUGAGUAUUCUCGCGGCGUCUACAUCAAGGAGGAGGCCGACAUCGAGCCCUCGCACCAUUUAAUGCUCCCCUCGAACCAGGUGAUUGGCCACAACCAAGCCGACCUCGACCGCGCUAACGCCGCGACCCCGCCGGCGCUCAGCACCGCCGAAUUGGCAUCGAACAUGAUUUCGAGCAUUAUUGGCGAUCCGCAUCUACAAGGCGGCGACUCCCCCGUCCACCACUACACGUCGGUGCCGAGCGGGUCGAUGGUGCUGUCCCGGUUGACGGCGAUGAAGACGGUGAAUCCUUUUCCGUUGAAUGUCGUUGACGCCCACCACGACGACGACGGCCUCGAGGGUCCCCACACGAACGGCGAUCACGUGAUCAACGGCGAGUCGACCGUCUACAAACCCGCCUACAACAAGGGCAAACGAACCUACUCAACAAAGGACGCCAACGACCCGUUGAACGCCGAGAUUGACGAUGACAUCUAUAUUGACACCAAGGAGCUGUGUAAACGAAUCGCCUACGAGCUGAAGCAGCACUCGAUCCCCCAAGCCAUCUUUGCCGAGCGGAUACUUUGCAGAAGUCAGGGCACGUUGUCGGAUUUGUUGCGGAAUCCCAAGCCGUGGAACAAGCUGAAAAGCGGGCGCGAAACGUUUCGCAGGAUGUUCAACUGGGUGCGGCAAGGGCUCGAGGAUCGGCUGGCCAUUUUGGAUAUGGUGAAAGAUGGUGAGAACGGUGCCGCGAAAAUGGGCAUGUCCCCGCCGACACCCGCCCAAAACGUCCGGCAUCACACGAGGGCACGGAAUUCGGGCCUAGGCGACGGCGAACCGUCAAACAAACGCCCCCGGCUCGUCUUCACCGACAUCCAGAAGCGCACGUUGCAGGCCAUCUUCAGGGAGACGCAACGGCCCUCGCGCGAAAUGCAACAAACCAUCGCCGAGCAUCUGCGAUUGGACCUGUCCACCGUGGCCAACUUUUUCAUGAAUGCGCGGCGGAGGAGUCGGAUUGGGCCCGGCAAUGACGAGCCGGCGCCAUAUCAACAGGUGCGACCGAUCACACCGCCACCAGACAGCCCUCCUCGCGUCCCCCCAGCAGCCACGAUCCCAAAUCGGAAUCGCAACUCGAGGCCCAGCGCCUCCAGUGCGGCGUUGAUCGAGCAGACGGUUAACGGUGUGGCCGAUGGCACGUAUCCGUGCUCGUCGAGGAAAUUGGACGAAGAGCUGGCGGCUUCUUCACUUCAGCAUAUGCACCAAAUGGGAGCCGUCGGCUAUAAGAGUUCCGAAAAGUCCAGCGAGCAACUGAACGGCGGCCCGUCUUCCGAGGAGGGACGCGUGAUCGUGGAUGGAGAAGUAGAUGGAUCGGGCGUCGGCCAACGGCUCUUCCUCAUCAACCGUUAUCAAGCCGACGCUGAAGAACCGGGCGCACAACCCGAUCACGACGUCCAGCCGCCGCUUGUCACGUAUACGGUGCCAGACACGCCUGGCGAUGACUCGACUGCGACUCCUGCCUCGGCACCAGCACCCCCAUCCGCACCGCCCGUCACCCCGGAACGAACAGCAACCAGCGUAGCUGAUGUCAAGACGGAAGCAGAAUCUGCAAAAUCGGGCGACGAC
Messenger RNA from Mesorhabditis spiculigera, 1968 nucleotides. Lineage: Eukaryota; Metazoa; Nematoda; Chromadorea; Rhabditida; Rhabditidae. The record is from the annotation of a GenBank genome assembly.